UCUGUCUCUCUCCCUCCUCUCAGAGAAGAAGGGGAGGAGAAGGGGGCACGCCGCCACGCCAUGGCGGGAGAGGAAAUCGGCGCGAGCGAGGAGCACGGGUGCGCCGCGGGAGGCGAGCCCAUGAACGACUACGAGAGGCAGCGGCUGGCGCGGAUUCGGGAGAACGAGGCGCGCCUCCAGGCCCUCGGCAUCCGCCGGCUCGCCGCGUCCCCUCUCCUCCACAGCCCGGCUUCAUCGGCGGGGGGCAAGGGGAAGCGGAAGAGCCGAGCCGCCGACGCGGACGAGGAGUACCUCCCGUCCGACGGCGGAGAGGAUGAUGAUGAGGAGGAGAGCUCGUCGACCAGCGACCAGGAUGGCGAGGAAGAGGAGGACGCCGAGGCUUCCUCUAGGUCUCGGAAAAAGGGAAAGAAAAAGGUACUGAACUCAGGAAAGUCUUCUCAAGUUACGCAUAGAAAAGAGAAUGCUCACCUCGCUGAUUCUGUGGAUGAUGAUGCAGCCUUACAGCAGGCAAUUGCUCUGUCCCUGGCAGAAUCUUUAGAAAAUUCUGUGCCAGCAAUGAGUGGAGAAACUCCAAGCACAGGGAUGAAAGGAAGUGGUAGCACACCAUGCAAAAAGAAUAAUACUGUACCCAUUCAAGACUCAGCUAAAACCAUGAGGAUAAAAAAGCAGGGCAAGAGCAGGAUACAACUGACAGAAGAUGAUGUGGUUGCAUUCUUCUUUUCAUUUGAUGAAGUUGGAAAAGGAUAUAUCACGCCGUGGGAUCUUGAACGAAUGGCCACAGUGCAUGAUUUCAUCUGGACGGAUUCUGAGAUAUCAAAGAUGAUCCAUUGCUUUGAUAGUGACAGGGAUGGAAAGAUUAACCUUGAGGAUUUCCGCACCAUUGUAUCCCGAUGCAACAUGUUGCAGGAGCCUGAGAAGUCAGGAUGAGAUAACGAGACACGAUCGGUCGAUCUUGUUCAAAGAUUCAAGCUCUUUUCUUUUUGUGGACAGUGCCUUUUUUCAAAGCCUACUGCAUGAGUGUUACAAGAGGCGCUGAUUGUGCAUAUGAAAUGAGGCAAUGAAACCCAGAACAGCAUGAGCAUCAAGUUCAGGCUUCAAGCUGACUAGGUUAUUGCUGUUCUGCACUACUCUCCCAUGUAAACUAAUGUCUGAAAAACUAACUAUAGAAUAUGCGUUCGUCAUGAAGUUGUAAGACUGACAUGCAAGUUGUUCCAUCGAAAAGCGAGUGUCCCUAUUAUAUUC
Oryza sativa Japonica Group (Japanese rice) is the source of this 1242-nucleotide messenger RNA. RefSeq lists its product as uncharacterized. Lineage: Eukaryota; Viridiplantae; Streptophyta; Magnoliopsida; Poales; Poaceae. Gene Ontology annotation, biological process: spindle pole body duplication. The record is from RefSeq and is a predicted model, not a curated record. Gene Ontology annotation, cellular component: microtubule organizing center. Gene Ontology annotation, molecular function: calcium ion binding; microtubule binding.